This is a messenger RNA of Brettanomyces nanus, 1635 nucleotides long. RefSeq lists its product as uncharacterized. Bases 1 to 1635 code for a protein of 544 amino acids. NCBI's taxonomy places the organism in Eukaryota, Fungi, Ascomycota, Pichiomycetes, Pichiales, Pichiaceae. Gene Ontology annotation, cellular component: nucleolus; Noc4p-Nop14p complex; small-subunit processome. The record is from RefSeq and is a predicted model, not a curated record. Gene Ontology annotation, biological process: ribosome biogenesis. The transcript has a single exon.
AUGAGUGCAAAGAGAAAAUCGAUUGAAGAAGAUAAGUCUUUGAAGAGACCCAAAAAUGUGAUCACCGUUGAUGAUAUCAAGAGAUGGCAUAAAGAGAUCAGCACAUCACCUAAAUACUACAAUAAUAUAGUGAGGUUACUUGAUGGAUUUACCAAGGAGAUCGAGAAAUUGGACACACAUUCGAAGAAAGAUGACGAUGACGAUGUUAUUAAAACAUUUAUUGUGGCCCUUACACAGAUUUUCCAGUCUUUAUUGACGGCAGACCAGCUUAGAAUAUCGAGACAUGACAACGAACAGCAGGUUAAAGUUUCCAAGUGGCUUAGAACAAAGUACCAAAAUUACUUGGAGUCGAUAUAUCAGAUUUGGGCACUUGAAGGAGUCAGUGACGGUGUGGUGGAGCUUCAGAUCGACGGACUCAGCUCUUUGAUGACACUUUUGCAAGUGGAAAGUGAUACUAUGGCACCUUCCAAAGAACAACCAUACUUUGCUACAGGCAGCUAUAAAUCGAUAUUGAAAGCAUUGCUUUUGACUGGAAAUCAAACUCAAAUUCGGGAACAAGGAUAUACUAUUGAUAAUCCUUUGAUUUUGGAAUUCUAUGACCAAUAUUUCUCGAAUUAUUGGGAUAUCAAAUACUUCUUCUUUGACGCACUUAGUGAUAUUGUGAAAGAAUUAGAAUCGAAGGAGAUGCUCUUUUUCGCAAAUGUCAUAACAUUGGUAAAAUUGGCUCCUAUGUAUCCUGAAAAGGAUAUAGAGAAGUAUAUAUCGGAGAGGUUUGUUGCAAAUCCUCCUUCGAAAGUGGAAAGCAUCUUCAAAUUCAGGUCGAACUUUGAGAAAUCCUGGACACAGAUGAUGACCAGCCUUAGUUUGUCUCCAGCUGAGUACAAAUCGAUCCUUCUGAUAAUUCAUAAGAGAAUUAUACCAUUUUUUGAGGAUCCAUCUAGACUUAUGGACUUCUUAACAGAUGCUUAUGACCUUGGAUUUGAGGAAAAGGAUAUCUCUCUUUCGAUUUUGGCUCUAAAUGGUCUCUGGGAGUUGAUGAAGAAUUAUAAUUUGGAAUAUCCGGACUUCUACACCAAGUUGUAUGGUAUUCUAACUCCAGAGCUUCUUCAUUUGAAUUACAGAAACAGAUUCUUUCGUCUUUUAGACUUGUUUAUGAGCUCCACACAUCUUUCUGCUGCCAUUGUGGCCUCGUUCAUUAAACAAUUGUCAAGAUUAUCUCUUACAGCUCCUGCUACAGCUAUAGUAGCCGUGAUUCCAUUUGUUUACAAUCUUUUGAAGAGACAUCCCACCUGUAUGUUGCUGAUUCAUAAUACUAGUGAUGUAGGAAAGGAUUUUGUGGAUCCAUUCAAAGAAGAAGAGACUGAUCCUUCCAAUACAGAUGCUUUGGAGUCCUCAUUAUGGGAGUUACAGACAAUGAUGAACCACUAUCAUCCGCAGGUAGCAUCUCUAGCCAAGAUCCUUUCUCAACCAUUCAACAAGUAUAAUUAUAACAUGGAAGACUUUCUAGAUUGGAGUUACCAAAGAUUGUUUGACAGCGAGAUGACCAAGAGAUUUAAGGGAGAGCUUGGCGUGGAAUUUGAGCAAUGGGAUACAAUGUUCGGAGAUGACGGAUUCAUGAAGGGAUAUACAUUCUAA